AUGACUGCCCGAAUGGAUUUCUACGGACUGACAGACCGCCUCGCCUUCCUCCUAACAUCCAUCCUCGACGAAGACAACGCGCCGCCACCGGAAUUCGCCUCGGCUCUUAGAAGCCACUGCGCGCUGCUGCUUUCCCUAUUGGAGGACGUCGAGCCGCUGGUAGACGCGUGGAGCGCGCAGCGGCAGCAGCUUCGCGGAAACAUCUUGCUUCAGUCGGCAUUGGACGAUUUGAGGGCCGUGCUGGAGGAAGCUUCCGGGUUGCUCUACUGGUGCUCAUUGGCGCGCAGCAAGGCGUACAUCGCGAUCAGCUCGGAAUGGGCAGCGCAGAAGUUUCAGGACCUGACCAUGCGACUGGGCGACGCUCUGCGCGACGCACACUCCGUCGUCGAGCCGUCGCCCGUGCAGCAGCCGCACUGGCACGGGCUGUCGCACGGGCAAGCUUCGGGGUGGCAGUUCCAGGUGCCGCACAUCCUCUCGAAGCUCUCGCGCGCGCAGUACCCCGUAGAGCCCUCCGCCGUCCGCUGCCGCGACACCAUCGCCUCGUUCGUUCCGCCCCCCCAUGCCUGCACCUGCGCUGUUGCCCCCGGACCUGCUUCCCCAACCACCCCGUCCGGACCUGCACGCCGAGCCGCCGCCGCAGCUGCGGCAAGGCGGAAGAAGGAGCAGUUAGGGAAGGUAGAGAGUUGCGCUGGUGCUCCUGCGAGUGGGUGUCUGAAGAAAGAGGGAGGGGGAGGAGAAACGGGAAAAGGGGGAAGGGUGGGUGAAAAGGAGGUUGCAAGGGAGGGAGGCAACAGCAAAACACACCCUUUUCUGGGGCAGCAGCAGGAUGAGGAAAAGACGGGUGGAAAGGAACAGACGGAAAGGGCGUCGGAGAAAACACCUGAAAAAGCACCUGAGGAAACACCUAAGAAGCGGCAUCAGCAGGAGCGUGCAGGAGCCGGGACAAGGGAGAAAUACGCAGAAGCCAUUACUCCGAAGGCAAAAGAGGUGAAAGAGGUGGUGAUGGUGAUGGAAGUGGGCGAAGAUGAAGGAUUGGAGGAGAGGGAAGAGAGGGAGGGGGAAGGAGAAGGAGGGGAAGGAGAGAGAGAGUUGGAGUCUCAGGCGUUUGAGUCUGAACGGAAGGUGCAGCAGUGGUUAGAGCAGCAGCACCAGAAUGAGGGGGAGAUGAUACCGCAGCCAGAGCACCUGACACCUGACCACCUGCCAAAACACCUGGGGCUUGAGAACCAGCAGCAACAGCAACAGCAGCAGCAGCAGCAGCAGCAGCAGCAGCAGCAGCAGCAGCAGCCGCAGCCGCAGGAAAGGAAGGUCAGUGAGAAGAGCAAGAAGAAAGGAGAGGAGAAGAAGCAGGAAAAGGAAAAGCGGGAGGAGGAAAGAGAGAAAUCAAGAGAGAGGCAGGGGGAGCAGAAGACGAAUGCAAUCCCACCGGCAUUUGAUGAAAGAGUGUCGGAGCGUGGAAGAGGGAGAGACAGGGAGAGGGGCAGGGAGAAGGAGAAGGAGAAGGAGAAGGAGAAGGAGAAGGAGAAGGAGAAGGAGAAGGAGAAGGAGAAGGAGAAGAAGGAGAAGGAGAAGGAGAGGGAGAGGGAGAAGGAAAGGGAGAAGGAGAAAGACAAGCUCAGCCGUUCCUCCUCCCUCCCACCCCCUCCCCCCAAGAACCCCCUCCCUGCCAUCUUCCUCCACCCCGCCGAGCCUGCCGAGCUGGUUCGGAUGCUGCAGGGCUCCGAGCCUGCGCGGCUGCACGCAGCGGGGCGAAUCCGCGAGGUGGCACGGGGGGACGAGGACGCGCGGGAGCACUUGAGGCAGGCAGGGGUGCUGCGGCCGCUGCUGGACUGCGUUGCUGCUGCUGCUGGGCUGCCUGUGGGCGUGGAGGCGGUACUGCUGCAGAGCCAGGAGAAACAGGAGAAGCAGGAGGGACCGGGAGGAGGAGUAGGCAUGGGGGAUCCGCUCCCUCUUCCCCCUGGCGCUGCUGCUGCUGCCGGUCUUCCCUACUCUGCGUCUGCUGCUACAAGCUAUCCGUACCCUCCCCCCUCGCCUGCCAUGCCUGGCCUGCCCCUCACAGCACACCCCUGGGUGGCCCCUUCCCCCUCCCACCCUCCCAUCCGCUACUCCUCCUCCGCGCCUGGCUAUGGCAUUCCAGCCACUCCCUUUUCAGAGCGUGCAGGAUCCAUGCGAGCACCUUCCCCCACUCGAACCCCCUCCUUGGCUGCUUCUCACUCAUUCCCAUCUCCUUACCCUGCUGGGUACGGGUCUGCUGCAGCUGCUGCUGCCAAUGCUACUCCCAGGCACCUCUCAGCAGCACACCCUGGCUUUCCCGCACUGCACCACCCGCACACUCCGCAUGCCGGCACCACCCCCUCCCGCUCUCUCUCUUCCGCUACCGCUCCUCCUCUUUCCACCUCCCCUUCUUUCAACCCUGCUCAUACCAACUGGGUUUUAGCAGAGACUGCUACUUUCGCUUUAGUCAACCUCACUCUCGAUCCAGUCAACUGCACUAUAGUCACCGAUCUCGGUGCCGCCCCAAUCCUCGUCCACAUCCUCCGUGCCGCCCCGACCGCCGUCCGGGACGCAGCAAUCGCAGCUCUCUUCGUCCUUUCCUCAUGCGACGCCGCCCGGCUGGACAUCGGCGCGGCCGGCGCGAUCCCGCUCCUCGUCUCCAUCCUACUGGACGAAAAGCCCCAGCGGCAGCCCUCGGCUUGUCCGGCCAACUCAGACCGAGCCAAAGAAGACGCCCUACUCACUCUCCUCAACCUCUCCCACCUCACCUCCAACAAAUCAACCCUCCUUCUCUCCGGCACCCACCGCGCGCUAAUCCACAUUAUAACUCGCGCACCCGGCCACCGGCUGGCAGACAAGGCUCUCGCUACAAUGAGGCAGCUUGUAACGAGGCCGGAGGGGAGGGAGGCGGUGGUGCAGGCAGAAGGGGUGGGUGCACUGGCAAGGGCGUUGGAGCGAGGAUCGGAUAAGGGGAAGGAGGAAGCGACGGCGAUUCUGGUGGUUCUGUGGGAUAACAAUGGCGGGGGGCACAGGAAGGCGAUCAGGGAGAAGAAGAUUGGGAAGCUGCUGACGGCGGUGGCUCGGACAGGCUCGGAGCGUGGGCGAGCAAAGGUGAGUGUGAGGGAAGUGCAUGGAUGUAGAGGGAGAGGAAGAUUUGGAAACUGCUGGCGGCCGUGGCGCGGACAGGGUCUGAGCGCGGGCGAGCAAAGGUGA
This is a messenger RNA of Closterium sp. NIES-65, 3207 nucleotides long. NCBI's taxonomy places the organism in Eukaryota, Viridiplantae, Streptophyta, Zygnematophyceae, Desmidiales, Closteriaceae. The record is from the annotation of a GenBank genome assembly.